Molecule: messenger RNA, 4908 nt
Organism: Phyllotreta striolata
Lineage: Eukaryota; Metazoa; Arthropoda; Insecta; Coleoptera; Chrysomelidae
Source: the annotation of a GenBank genome assembly
AUGAAGAUUCAUCUUACUCCCGAAAACGUCAAGUUUUCGCUGUUUACAGCGGAAGACAUUAAAAAAAUGAGUGUUUGUAAAAUUGUCACGCCAAUGCUGUUGGAUCCCUUGGGGUAUCCUCUAACCGGAGGACUAUACGAUAGUAAAUUAGGCCCUUAUUCGGAUCAAGGGGAAUUAUGCGGAACCUGCAACAACACGUUCACCAAGUGUCCCGGCCAUUUCGGACACAUAGAACUGCCGUUGCCCGUCGUAAAUCCGUUAUUUCACAAGUUUAUAGGAAUGAUUUUGAAAAUGUCGUGCUUGAAUUGUUUCCACAUUCAAUUGCCGACCCAUAUGAAGAAAGUGUUGUGCAUUCAGAUGAAAUUGUUGAACUGCGGAAUGGUCACCGAGGCGUUGUUAAUCGAAAAUCAAGUAGCCGAAUUGGUAGUGAAAUACACGGAAUUUAAAAAUAUUCCUCCUAAGGAAUUGGAGAAUAUUUUACAGUACGAAGUAACUAAUUUAAUAGAAGAUACAGAAGAACAAAAACAUGUAUUGAAUCAAAACACUGAAACUCUUAGAAACAAAUUCAUCAACGAUUUUCUAAAAGAAGUUAAAACUACACAUGUAUGUAUGUUCUGCAAAGGCAGAAUUAAUCGACUUCAAACUUUGAAGAAUAAAAUCAUUUUGAUAUCGAGAAAAACGGAAACGAACGAACCUGAUAGUACCGAAAUAGGCCAGAAAGUCACAGGACUGGAAAUGAAAUGCGUGUACCCCGACGAAUCCAGAGAAUAUAUGAGGCGCAUAUGGAAGGAAGAAAGAGAAUUAAUAGAACAGCUCAUUUCAGUUCUUACCGAUAUAAACAUCGAGAAUCCCACGGAUGCUUUCUAUUACGAAGUGUUACCCGUUCCUCCUCCUAAUAUCAGACCUGUAAACUUCGUCAACGGCAGAGUUUUAGAAAACAAGCAAUCGACCGGCUACAAAAACGUCAUACAAAACUCGAUUUUGUUGAGGACAAUCAUACAAGUUAUCCAAAAAAACGACGAUGCUACCACUCUAGCGACCGCAGAGGCGAAGGCAGCUUACAGUUUCGCCAGAGGCAAUACGCCCGUAGAAAAACUAAACUAUUGCUGGGAGGAACUCCAAAACGACGUUAAUUGUUUAUUCGACAGAGACAGUAGCAACAAUAGGGAAGGCAGAGAAGGCGAAGGGUUGAAACAGAUUAUAGAGAAAAAGGAAGGCAUAAUCCGCAUGUGCAUGAUGGGAAAACGAGUCAACUACUCGGCCCGGUCCGUCAUCACGCCCGAUCCCAACCUAAACAUCGACGAAAUCGGCAUACCCGAAGCCUUCGCCAAGAAGCUCACCUACCCCGUCGCCGUCACCCCUUGGAACGUGGAAGAACUCAGGAAAAUGAUCUUGAACGGCCCCAACGUCCAUCCCGGAGCCGUAAUGGUGGAAUACAACGGCAACGUGAAGCGCAUCAACCCCGACAGCAAGCAACAGCAACAGAGCAUACUGAAAACCCUGCUCACGCCCGACGACAACGCCGGCGUCACCGACGGCGUGAAGAUCGUGCACCGGCACCUCUGCAACGGCGACAUAUUGCUCUUGAACAGGCAACCCACGUUGCACAAGCCGAGUAUCAUGGCGCACACGGCGCGCAUCCUCAAAGGCGAGAAAACGCUCAGGCUGCACUACGCCAAUUGCAAGGCGUACAACGCCGAUUUCGACGGGGACGAGAUGAACGCGCACUUUCCCCAAAACGAGCUCGCCCGCAGCGAAGGAUACAACAUCGUGAACGCUUCGAAUCAAUACCUGGUACCCAAAGACGGGACGCCAUUGAACGGCCUCAUACAAGAUCACAUGAUAUCCGGCGUGCGUUUGUCGCUGAGAGGUAGAUUUUUCACGAGAAUGGAUUACCACCAGCUGGUGUUCCAAGCGUUGUCAUUCAAAAUGGGCGAGAUCGUUCUGCUGCCUCCGUCCAUCUUGAAACCACAAACCCUGUGGUCGGGCAAACAGAUUCUAUCGACUGUCAUAAUCAACGUGAUACCGGAGGGGCGGAAGUUGCUCAACUUGACUUCGAGCUCGAAAAUCCCCUCUAAAGCGUGGCAAUGCAGACCGAACAGGCGCUGGAAGGCCGGCGGUACUCAAUUCUUCGACGACAAAACCAUGAGCGAAGCCGAGGUUAUUAUCCGAGGCGGUGAACUGCUCGUGGGGAUAUUGGACAAGACCCAUUACGGAGCCACCCCGUACGGUCUAGUACACUGCAUCUACGAGUUAUACGGAGGUACUUACGCCACGCGGUUGCUUUCGUCGUUCGCAAAGUUAUUCAUGAGAUUCCUCCAACAAGAAGGGUUCACUUUGGGCGUGCACGACAUCCUAACGGUGAAAAAAGCCGAUCGGAAACGCAAAGAUAUCGUAUCGGAAUGCCGAAGAAUAGGCAAAGAAACUAUAACCAAGGCGUUGGAUUUACCCAUCGAAACCGCCGAUGAAGAUAUCGUCGAGAAAAUCGACGAGCUGAUCGCUUCGGAUCCCAAAAUACGAACGGUAAUCGACAGACAAUACAAAUCUAAUUUGGACAUUUACACCAACGAGAUAAACAGGACGUGUCUGCCGAUGGGUUUGGUGUGCAAAUUCCCCCAGAACAACCUCCAAUUGAUGGUGCAAUCGGGCGCCAAAGGUUCCACCGUGAAUACCAUGCAGAUCUCCUGCCUGCUGGGCCAGAUCGAAUUGGAGGGGAAACGACCGCCGGUGAUGAUAUCCGGCAAAUCGUUGCCCAGCUUUCCGGCGUUCGAAUUUUCGCCGAGAGCGGGCGGUUUCAUCGACGGGCGCUUCAUGACGGGCAUCCAACCGCAGGAGUUUUUCUUCCAUUGCAUGGCGGGACGAGAGGGUCUGAUCGAUACGGCAGUGAAAACCAGUCGCAGUGGAUACUUACAAAGGUGUUUGAUCAAGCAUUUGGAGGGCCUGCGAGUGGGCUACGAUAUGACGGUUAGAAACAGCGAUCAAAGCGUCAUUCAGUUUAUGUACGGCGAGGACGGAAUGGACAUUUCCAAGGCACAAUUUCUCAACGGGAAACAACUGAAUUUCCUCGCCGAAAACGUGGAAGUUUUGGCACAACCAGAAGUUUUGGCGCAAGUGAAAGACGACGAGAAUCAAGCUGUGCUAAAGGAGCACCAAAAAGAGUUGUCCGAUUGGAUAAAAAAACACGGCAACCCCUUGGAGCACAAAAGAAAAAGCGCCUUCUCGAUGUUCGCCCAAUACGUGAACUCCAAAGUAGGCGAAAGGAAACAGUUGAGCACGAAAAAUCUGUCGGAACUUUGGUACGAACUCGAACCGGAAAUCAAAGACAGUUUUAUCGCCAAAUGCCAACGAUGCCCCGAUCCAGUCGACGCCGUAUUCCAACCGGACGCCAAUUUCGGCGCGAUCAACGAGAGAAUCGAAAAACUGCUCAAGGAUUUCAAAGGUUUCGCGAAGAAAAAGGCCAAAAAGGAGUUCCAAAACGUCAUCAAACUCAAAACGAUGCAAUCCAUGUGCAGCGCAGGCGAACCAGUUGGACUAUUAGCCGCUCAAUCGAUCGGCGAGCCUUCCACGCAGAUGACAUUGAACACCUUCCAUUUCGCCGGCAGAGGCGAAAUGAACGUCACCCUGGGUAUCCCCAGGUUGCGGGAGAUCCUGAUGAUGGCCUCCAAGAACAUCAAGACCCCUUCGAUGGAGAUACCGUUCCUCAACGUGCCCGAUUUGGAGCGGCAGGCCGACGAUUUGCGCAAGAAUUUAACGCGAGUUGUCGUGUCCGAUGUGCUCGAAACCAUCGACGUCACCACGGAGCUGCAACUCAAACCCCAGAGAUCGAACGUCUACCAGGUGAGGUUCAACUUCCUGCCGAAGAAGUACUACAGCAUGGACUACCGCGUGAAGCCGAAGGAGAUACUGAACCACAUGAAGAAGAAGUUCUUUACGGAAAUGUUCGCCGCUAUUCGGAAAGUGAGCAAGUUGAAUUCUAACGUAGUAAUGAUGGAGGAGGAGAAGCAGAAGAGGAGCGCCAAAUCGAACGAGGACGAGGAGAGCGAGGAGCAAAAUGAGAAGACUCAAGCGCCCGCGGACGAUAACAGCUCUGAUGAGGAAGUGGAAGACCGCGAGGACGCCAAACAGACGCACAAAUAUGAAGAAACCAGGAACGAUUUGGAGCCCGAAGAGGAAGAGAAGGUUCCUUCCGAUGAUGAUUCGGAUGAUGAGAACGAAACGAAACCUCCAGGAGAGGAAACUUCUGGUUCGCAAAGCGACAACGAAGUCGUGGAGGCUUUUCAGUUUGCUCAAAGCUACACCGAGGAUACGCACAAGCAUUUAUGGUGUGAAAUAGUAUUGAGGCUGCCGUUGAAAUUCAAGAAGUUAGAUUUAUCUGCCAUUUUGAAGGACGUCGCCCACAAGUCGGUUUUGUGGGAAACUGCUCUGAUUAAACGGGCGAUUACUUACAUCAAAGAUGACACGUUAAUGCUGAGAACUGAUGGUAUCAACAUUAUUGAAAUGUUCAAAUACAACACUCUGCUGGAUUUGCCGAAAUUAUAUUGUAACGACAUCCAUAAAAUAGCCGAAACGUACGGCAUCGAAGCCGCUUCGAAAGCCAUAGUCAGGGAAGUAAAAGAUGUAUUUAACGUGUACGGCAUCAAAGUAGACCCGAGGCAUUUGUCGUUAGUAGCCGAUUACAUGACGUUCAACGGGAGUUUCGAGCCUCUCAGUAGAAGGGGAAUGGAAAGCAGCGCUUCGCCUUUACAACAAAUGUCGUUCGAAUCAUCGAUAGGAUUUCUACGAAACGCCGUGAUAAGAGGUAAACAAGAUUUCCUGGACAAUCCUUCCAGUUGUCUGAUGUUGGGGAAACCGUGUACGACAGGAACGGGGGCUUUCACGUUGCUCCACAAGACUUUCGAUUUAAGCUGA